This is a messenger RNA of Triplophysa dalaica, 3520 nucleotides long. It is a transcript of the gene ipo13a, whose product is annotated as importin 13a. Gene Ontology annotation, cellular component: nuclear membrane; cytoplasm. Gene Ontology annotation, biological process: protein import into nucleus. Gene Ontology annotation, molecular function: small GTPase binding. The coding region runs from base 169 to 3021 and encodes 950 amino acids. Lineage: Eukaryota; Metazoa; Chordata; Actinopteri; Cypriniformes; Nemacheilidae. The record is from RefSeq and is a predicted model, not a curated record. The transcript is spliced from 22 exons.
CGAAUCGAUUGUGAAAAAUAUAAGUGAUCAUAUGUGAGUCGAUUCAGUCUGUUAUGAUGUGACGUGUGCUAUUCCGUCAGCGGUUGUUUAGUACUACCCACGUGUACAGCAUUUUGCAGGACCGUCAAGCACAGAAAGAAGGUAAGUCGGAUCUUAUGAGGAUUGACUAUGGAGUCAGUUGUUGCAGAGGAGUUUACUGUAGAAGCAGUCGAAAGGGCUCUUCGGCAACUCUAUUAUGAUCCUGAUAUGAGCCAGAAGAAUGUAGCUCAGAAGUGGCUAACACAGGCCCAGGCAUCAUCACAGGCAUGGCACUUCUGCUGGGCUUUACUCCAACCAGACAAGGUUCCUGAGAUACAGUUUUUUGGAGCCAGCACGUUGCAUGUUAAGAUCUCCAAACAUUGGUCUGACCUUCCCUCUGGUCAGCUGGACACCCUCCGCUCUCAACUCAUCGCACAGGUCAUCCAGUUUGCUUCGGGACCCAAGAUGGUGCUCACCAGACUCUGUGUUGCUUUGGCCUCUUUGGUCUUUCAUAUUUUACCAGAAGCUUGGCCAACUGCAGUCCGAGAUCUUCUACGUGCUUUCCAAACAGGGGAGGGCGUGACAGAGGCUGACGAUCAAACCCGAUGCCUCGCUCUCCUAGAGAUCCUUGUGGUUCUGCCCGAGGAGCUUCUAAGUAGCAGGAUCCCAGGCUCUCGGCGUUCCCAGGUAAAAAGCGCCCUAGCUGUGGAGUGGUGCUCGGUCUGCCCCCUACUUCAGCAGCUACUGCAGAGGGCUGACGCACCUGGUCAGGUUAGAGAGCGCGUGCUGAGAUGUGUGUCAUCGUGGCUCACGCUGGAUAUCAGUUUAAAAGACAGCGAAGGGGUGUUGCAGAGUUGCUUUACCCUGCUGAAGGACUCUGAGCUGUUUGAUACGGCUGUGGAGACCAUUGUCAGCAUCAUCUCACAGCCUGAUUGCCAGAGGUUUGCAGAUAGUCUGUUGAAGAUUGUGCCCCAGGUGCUCGGGCUUCAGGAACAGCAGAAGAAAGCUGUGCAGGAUGGAGACAUGGAGACCUUACAUGGAAUCUGUCGCAUUGCUGUCGCUUUAGGAGAAACUCAUUGCAGGACUCUUCUGGAGCAGGUGGAUCACUGGCAGUGCUUUCAGGCUCUGGUUAACAUGAUUCUCUCCUGUACUGGGAUACCAGGACACUAUCCUGUGGAUGAGACUUCCAGCUCUCUCACGCUCACGUUCUGGUACACCCUGCAGGAUGAUAUUACAUCAUUAGAUGCUGAAAGGCAGACGCUCUAUCUGCAGAUCUACAGACCUGUGUACUUCCAGCUGGUGGAUGUUCUUCUCCAGAAAGCUUGUUUUCCUACUGAUGAGGAAUACAUGACAUGGUCUGCAGAUGACAAGGAGCAGUUCAGAACCUACAGGGUGGACAUCUCAGAUACUCUGAUGUGUGUAUAUGAGCUUCUGGGCCCUGAGCUUCUCAGAAACCUGUAUGAUAAGCUAGGCGCUCUUUUGACGGAUACAGCACACCCCUCCUCAUGGCAGGAUAUAGAGGCACUGUUGUUUGGCUUUCAAUCCAUUUCUGAGACAGUAGAUGUCAGUUACUCAGACGUCAUUCCAGGACUGAUCGGACUGAUUCCGCUGAUCACAGCCAACAGUAUUCAGCUGGCCGAGACCAUCAUGUACACCAUUGGUUCUUUGGCUGAAUGGUUGUCUGAUCAUUCGCUCAUGUUGGCGAGCGUUCUGCCUGUGGUUUUACACGCUCUCCCCAAUCCUGAGCUGUCGGUGGCUUGUGUCUCAGCUCUGAAGAGAAUCUGCAGAGAAUGUCGACAUGACCUUUAUCCUCACGCUGAUGACAUCAUGAGUGUCUCACUGGAAGUCCUUGUCAAAGACAUCCAUAAAAGUACACAGUGUAUGUGGCUGAUGCAGGCGUUGGGUUUUCUGCUGUCAUCCCUGCCGAGUGAAGACAUUCCAGGGAAGCUGCUUUCUCUGGUCACCCCACAAAUCCAACAGCUUGAGAAACUGGCCGAUGAGACGCCCAGCUCUACUAAUACACUUGCUAUUGUCCAGAUCCUUGGCCUCCUGUCCAGUCUCUUCUCCACAUUGGAUUUAAAUAAGCAUAGUGGAAGACUGGAUGUCAUGAGAACGAGCCAAAUACAGCCAUGUAACCCGGUGGUGGUUAUCCUGCAGCAAAUUUUUCCUUUGAUCCAUACCAUUGUCAACAAGUGGCUCAAUGCACCAGAGGUGGUGAAGGCAGUGUGUGCAGUUUUCGAAAAAUCACUGAAGACCCUCAUGCAUGACUUUUCGCCCCUGGUGACACAACUCUGUGAGCUUAUCGGUCAGAUAUACAAUGCCAACCCACAAUCCUCUGUUUUAGACGUCACACAACAGUUAGUUGACGUAUUUAGCUGCGAGAAAGAUCUAUUUUCUCCAAUCACUCAUCUGCUGGAGCUUAUCACCAAUAUUACCAUGUCGAUUUUUCAGAUUGGCUCUAGAGAUCAUCCAGAUGUGGUGGAGUCAUUUAUGCAGCUUCACGCUCAGGUUUUGCGAAGAAAGCCUGACGUUUAUGUUACAGAAAGACUUGAUAUUAAAGCCGUUUUCUACUGUGGAAUCUUGUCAUUCAAAUUCCCUGAGACUCCAACACUGAAGGCAACCUGUCUGCUUUUUUCGGAGUUGGUCUCUCACUGUGAGGAUAUCCCGGCAGUGAGAGAGGUGCUACAAGAGGAUGGGAAGCUGCUGCUUCAGACCUUACUGGAGUGUAUUGGAAGUCAAUCUCCACAGAGUCUAACCGAGGACUUUGCAGAGGUCUUAUUCUCAGUGAGCUGUAACUGUCCCAGUGUUCUCUCGCUGUGGCUCAGAGAAGUUCUUCUCCCUCCUGGCUUCCCAAGCUCACAUCUCACCUCCGAGCACAAGGAGCAAUUCUGCCAGCAGAUCCUCAGGGAACAAGUGAACAAGAGACGAUUGAAGGACAUUGUGAAGGAGUUUGCUCUGUUAAUUCGGGGUCUACAGGGCACUGAGUAUGCAGAGAGUUAUUGAACCUAAAAGUCGGUUUUCAGUUCAACGGGGGUUUAAAAGGAUACAAGAAUUACCUUUCUAAAUAAAAUUGUACUAUUAUGUAGUAUUCAGCCAUACUGACGACACAUUGUGAAUGAUUGAAAUAACUGGGUUGGACUUGAUUGGAAAAAUAAAUGAUUGGAUAAUAUGUUCAUCUGCCAGCAAAUGUAUAUGGUAAGCCAGUGCCUUACCAGGCACAAACUUACUCUUGAUCCCAAAAUGCUUUCAACCAAACCUUCUGAUCUGGAAUAAGAUGCUACUGGCAAUUUUUAUUUUUGAACAAAUCUCUUAAAGGUCUAUGCUAAACGUUAUCAAUAAUUAAUAUACAUUACCUAUACAUAACUGAAAAUUCUCUCAUUGUUUACUCACCCUCUUGUCAUUUCAAAUCUUAUUGGCUUUCUUUCUACCGCAGAACAAAAAACAAGAUAUUUUAAAUAAAGUUGGUAACUGAACAGCACUGGACCCCCUUCACUUCUAUUGC